UCAUGGUGGAUUACAAGGCAGAGCAUACCUUAAUCACUACAUGCUAUUUUAAACUUUAGUCCCCAGUGAAUUAAUUCCUAUUGAAAUUUUUUUAAAAGUGAAAACCCUAGUAAGUAGUGUUAAGAAGUAACAUUAAAUAGAAGUCUACAAGCAGUUCUUGGUGUUCAACCAAAAUUAAUUGUUGACUGAGCCUGAUUCUUCACUUGGAGGGGAAGUUUUAUUAAAAGGAAAUGCCAAGAAAGUAUUUUUCCCCUCAGUUCCUAGACAAGAUUGACUGUAUUCUGCUUCAGAAAUAAGAGCCUAAAAGAGCAAAAAAUCCCCAUUAAAAUACAAGACAUUUGAAGUGCUCUUUCCCCCCCAAAGUGUUACUCAGACACUUCAAGUUCUCUGUGACCCUGAGGAGAGGAGGACAUUCCUUUCAGCCUCACUGCUGUGUUUUUCUCACUGCACUCCCAGGCCUGUGCUCCCAGCAGCAAUCCAGGCACAGCCGGCUGGGUUGGUACAAUCUGGAAGCUUGUUGCAAUAACACACAGAACAAAAAAAAAAAAAAAAAAAACAAGGAAGAGCCUGGCAGCUGUAUAAAACUCCCUCUGAGCUCCAGUCUCCACAGAAGUUUACCAGCCCCAGCAAUCAGCAUGACCAGCCAGUCUCAGGGAAUCCAGCAGCUUUUGCAGGCAGAAAAACGUGCCAAGGACAAACUGGAGGAAGCCAAAAAAAGAAAGGGUAAAAGGCUGAAGCAGGCCAAGGAAGAAGCCACAGCUGAGAUAGACCACUACAGACUGCAGAGGGAGAAGGAAUUUAGAAACAAGGAAACAAAUGUAAUGGGCUCCCAAGGUAACCUGUCUGCCAAAAUAGAAGAGCAAACAACAGAAGCCAUCCGAAACCUCACGAGCAGCUACCACAGGAACAUGGAGAGCAUGAUGAAAAAGCUCUUGAGCACAAUAUGUGACAUCAGCCCUGAAAUUCACCCAAACUUCAGACCUGCAGUUUAA
Molecule: messenger RNA, 992 nt
Organism: Cinclus cinclus
Lineage: Eukaryota; Metazoa; Chordata; Aves; Passeriformes; Cinclidae
Gene: ATP6V1G3
Product: ATPase H+ transporting V1 subunit G3
Exons: 3
Coding region: 636-992 (118 amino acids)
Biological process (GO): proton transmembrane transport
Cellular component (GO): vacuolar proton-transporting V-type ATPase complex
Molecular function (GO): proton-transporting ATPase activity, rotational mechanism
Source: RefSeq, a predicted model, not a curated record